Lasiosphaeria miniovina is the source of this 747-nucleotide messenger RNA. RefSeq lists its product as uncharacterized. NCBI's taxonomy places the organism in Eukaryota, Fungi, Ascomycota, Sordariomycetes, Sordariales, Lasiosphaeriaceae. Bases 1 to 447 code for a protein of 148 amino acids. The record is from RefSeq and is a predicted model, not a curated record. The transcript has a single exon.
AUGUGCCCGCCGUGGUCCGGCGAGAGCAGCAACAGCAACAGCAACAGCAACAGCAACAGCAACAGCAACAACAGCAACAGCAACAGCAACAGCAACAAAGCAUGCGAGGUGUGCGGGCGGUCGUUUGCGCGGCCGACGGAGCUCGAGCGCCAUGUCAACACAGUGCACAACAAGUCGCGCAAGUUGUUGAUGUGCCCGCUGUGCGACCCGGACCCCAACCCAGACUCUCAAACCGCCGCCGCCGCCGCCGCUAGCGCCCAGCAGACGUAUUCUCCCCGCGAUGCGCUGCAGCGCCACUUCAAGCGCGUGCAUACGAGCUGGUGUCUCGAUUCCCUGGGCAGGGCUUCCCGCCUCGCUGUUCCAGCUCUAGCCCCGGCCCCGGCUCCUGCCCCGAUCCCCAGCCCAGCGGCCAGCGCUGCUCCUCAGCCGUGGGGUGAGCCUCGAUGAAACAGCGUCGAGGGGGUGGUGUGUGGUUCACCGACUACCUACCUGCCUGGCUCCCUCCCAGCCUACCUGAUUAGACACGUAGAAUAUAGAAGGGGAACCAGGUUUAAGAUAUAGCGAAGAGAGGGAGCUAUUUGUGUUGCCGCCAGGGGAGGGAGGAGAAAGAGGAAGAGGAGAAGGAAGAAAAAGGCAGAAUGUCUGUCGUAGAUCGUGCUCGAGCUAUGACGGGGCCGUGGGAUGGCGCAACGUCCGGAUGCAGUGGUAGCAAUAGUAGGCACGUUCAAAAUGACGAGAAACGUUUUA